Messenger RNA from Oncorhynchus nerka (sockeye salmon), 2165 nucleotides. It is a transcript of the gene pld6, whose product is annotated as phospholipase D family, member 6. The record is from RefSeq and is a predicted model, not a curated record. NCBI's taxonomy places the organism in Eukaryota, Metazoa, Chordata, Actinopteri, Salmoniformes, Salmonidae. The transcript is spliced from 4 exons. Gene Ontology annotation, biological process: piRNA processing. The coding region runs from base 363 to 1043 and encodes 226 amino acids. Gene Ontology annotation, molecular function: RNA endonuclease activity producing 5'-phosphomonoesters, hydrolytic mechanism. Gene Ontology annotation, cellular component: mitochondrion.
ACAACCCCUCUUUCUACAUCAUGCGUUUCACAAAAUAAUGUAACGACCCUGGGUUUAUAAGCGCGGAAAUCAACUCUGCGGUUUGAGCAUGCUUUUGCGUCACAGUCGAUAGCGCGCCCAACCUCGGGCUAGAAGGUCGAUGGUUCGAGACCUGCUCCCUGCUGUUUCAUUAAAUUCAUUACAAUAAUAAUACAUGUUCAACCGUUUUAACAACUGUCCACUGAUUGGUGGAAACGUUGCAAAUAUCCCGCGAGUUUUAAAUUGAUUGACAGCUCUAAAGCACUGGUCGACGUUCGUCUUCGAAGUCCACUCAACUAAAAGUCCAUCGUGAAAACAGAUGCUCGACGGUGAAAAAAGUCAAGAUGUCAGUGGUUCAGAUGGUGAAAAUCGUGGGUCUGGGAGCUGUGGCCCUCAUUCUCAGUGUGGAGUGGUUGGGCUGGCUCUUCUGUCGCCUCUGGCCCCGGAAAAUAUCCAGAGGGCCCCUGAAAGAAGUCUUCUUUUUCCCUACAGAGGUCGCCUGCACGGAGCGUCUCUUCACUCCUAACUCACCAUUCCCCUGCCCCUGUCCUUUACCCCACAACAUCAACACCUCCUUCACCCGUCUCCUGGUCCACAUCCUGUCUGCCUCCUCCUCCUUGGACCUGUGUGUGUUCGCCUUCACCAACCUGGACCUGAGCCGGGCCGUGCUGGCCCUCCACACCAGGGGCAUCCCCAUCCGUAUCCUCACUGACAUGGACUACACCCUCAUCACCGGCUCCCAGAUAGGGGCCAUCCGCAGAGCAGGCAUCUGUGUGAGGUGUGACUCUGGCGCCGUCCACAUGCACCACAAGUUCGCCGUGGUGGACGGCCGGCGCCUAAUCACCGGCUCCCUGAACUGGACGCUGACAGCCAUCCAGAGCAACAAGGAGAACAUCCUGGUCACGGAGGAACCGGACCUAGUCCUGCCCUUCAUCACUGAGUUCCAGAGGCUCUGGGAUGUCAAUGACCCGGCUAGGAGACACCUGUUGUCCAUCGCUGAGAAACCUGCUAGUUUAGUACUAUAGAGAGACAGAGAAACAUGGCUGAAAUGUUUGUAUGGUCAGUAGCUGGUGGUUACUUUUGGUUUACCAACUGGUACGGUGAUUAUGUAGAAUGUUUUAUUAUAUUUUCCAUUUGUGAGAAACCUGCUAGUUUAGUAUUAUGGAUAGAAAGGUGUAUGGUCCUUAUCUGGGACAAACCUGUCCAAAUAAAAACAGUAUUUAUAUAAGUGUAGUGUGGUACAUUAGGAUUGGGCAGUACUGGUCAAGUACAUGAUGUAUAAUUUGGGUAGUUUGCUAUCUAGUAGUUUUAUAUUUUUCUCAAUCUCAGAUAAACCUGCUCAUCCACAUCUUAUCAGAGAAACCCGCUUUCUUCGUCAUGUAGAUAGACUGAGAGAAACAUGGCUUUCAUCUGUAGUUUCCUACUUCAGUAGAAGUCAUAUAUUUUUGACAGAUCAAUCGCUGCUUUAGACUGGUGUGGGGAUGAUGUAGAAUGGGUAGUUUGAUAUUUUGUACUUUAAAGUUUUUUUAAUAGUUUUACAUUGUUUACAUUGAGGUAUUUUGUUAUUGUACACAAUGUUGUAUAUAUUUUAAUACAAAGUCAUUUGAAUUGUUGUUUUUUUGUUUAAUGUUAUAUUGGAUAACUAAAAGAUAGGAAUUUGUUUUGUAUGUUAAAUGCUAUAUUUAAAAUAAGAUUUGAUUACAGUAUUUUGAUAAAGAUAGAAAUAGUGAGAAUACUUCAUGUUAACUCAGUCCAUCCUAUGGCUUAUCAUUAAGAACCAGACAACUAUGCCUAGUCAGAACAAUUGCACUGAGAGAUAAGUGGUGCAUUGCAGUCACGCAGAAGAUAUUUGUAAUGCUUCUCAGAGCACACAGCUCAAAUUAAAAAUCCACUCUACUGCAAUAUGGCAGGCCUCCUGCAUCUCAAUCCCCCAGAAUCUGUGUCCCAAAUGACAAAUUAUUCCCUAUAUAGUGCACUACUUUUGACCAAAGGAUCAAAAGUAGUGCACUAAAUGAGUAGGGUGCCAUUUGGCCUUGUGCCCAGGAUCUAUAGCGUACUUCCUUUUCUCAUGCAGGAAGGAGCAUUAUUUAUAUGAUCAGUCAGAGCCCUGGGUGGUAAAGGCCAGUCAGCUAGACCAUACCUUUCAU